Molecule: messenger RNA, 2708 nt
Organism: Thunnus maccoyii (southern bluefin tuna)
Lineage: Eukaryota; Metazoa; Chordata; Actinopteri; Scombriformes; Scombridae
Product: ribonuclease inhibitor-like
Exons: 8
Coding region: 16-1542 (508 amino acids)
Molecular function (GO): protein binding
Source: RefSeq, a predicted model, not a curated record
GCCAACUCAAUUCUGAUGUUAAAUACACCUCUAGAAGAAUUCAACCUGAGGAAAUACAGACCAUCAGAAAAAGGUAUUUUUAGGCUUAUCCCAGCUGUGAGGAACAGCAGAAAAGUAAGACUUUCAGGGGUGACUUUUGAUACUUGGAUUUCUGAAACCAUUUCUUCAGCUCUUCGAAUGCCAAACUCUGUGCUGACUGAACUGCAUCUGAUGAAUAGUACCUUUACUGGAGAUGCAGAGAUAUUUACUGAUGGACUGAUAAACUCUCAGUGUAAAUUAGAAGCUUUCAGUCUCUCAGGUAAUCCACAAGGACAAUGUGAAAAUUUGGCACCAGCUGUCAAAUCAGUCCUGUCAGAUCUAAGAGAACUGGAGCUGAGUGGUGGCCUACUGGGGUACCUCAUACGCUCUGUGCUUUCUGUUGGGCUAAGCAACCCUAAACUGGAGAAGCUGAGGCUGAACCGAAAUCCACAGACUGCAGAGAUCUGCAAAGAACUGGUGACAGCAUUCACAUCCACCACAUGUUACCUGCGAGAGCUGGAUCUGAGUUACACCAAUUUUACUGACUCAGAAAUGGGGAUCCUCUCUACUGGACUGAUGAACACAAACUGUACAUUGGAGGUAUUGAGUCUCAGUCACAACAAACUCACUGAGAAAGGCUGUAAGACGUUGGCCUCAGCACUGAGCUCCAAACCGUCACAGCUGAGGGAGCUUGAUCUGAGCUACAAUGACGUGCAGGACUCAGGCACGAUGAUAUUCUGUGAUGUGCUGAUGAACCCACACUGUGGUUUGAAAACACUAAGGCUGUCAUUCUGCAAAGUGACAGGUGAUGGAUGUGCCUCCCUGGCCUCAGUUCUGAGGUCUGAUCAGUGCAGCCUCAAGGAGCUGGACCUGAGCUUUAAUCACCUCACAAAUGAAGGAGUCAAGCUGCUGACUGAAAUACAGAAGGAUUCACAGUGCAGUCUGGAGACACUCAAUGUGGACCAUAAUGAAGAAUGCUGGUUUGACUUGAAACUACUGAGACAGUAUGCCUGUGAUCUGACGCUGGACCCCAACACAGCAGGCUUGAAUAUAAUUUUGGCAGAGGAGAACACAAAGGCAAUAUAUGUUUCAGAGAAGCAAGCAUAUCCUGAUCAUCCAGACAGAUUUGAUACCUUUCAAGUCCUGUGUGAAGAGGGUCUGACAGGUCGCCAUUACUGGGAAACUGAGUGUGUUUCAGCUGAUGUUGGAGUGGCCUACAAAAGUAUAGACAGGAAGGGAGAUUGUUCAGUUGAUUUUUCUUUGGGAUCCAAUGAAAAGUCUUGGUGCUGGUCAAAGUAUGGAAGCUUUAAUCAUAAUAAUUCCUUUAUAGAGUUUAUCAAAUGUGCUACCUACAGAUGUACCAUGGGAGUGUAUCUGGAUUGGCCAGCAGGCAUUUUGUCUUUUUUUAGGGUCUUUCCUGAUGCACUGGCCCACCUGUACACUGUACGUACAACUUUCACUGAACCACUCCAUCCUGGUUUCAGACUGCCGGACGGAUCGAUUCACAUCUGUAAAAUAAAGUAAACAAAAAAAUCUUAGUGGAAACAUCAUAUGUACAGUCAUAAAGAGCUGAUCCCCUCUAGCUACAUUCAAAAACAUUGAUACAAUACAUGUCAUACAAUAUUUUAUAUUGAAAUGAAUCUUCACUGAUGUCAAAGAUAAGAUGAUAUAAGAUGCAGUUUCACUAAUUCUUAUGAGGGAAAUUAGUUGCCUCAGGACUGCCUACAGAACUCAGCGGGGUAAGAAAGACCUGUCAACAUGUGAAAGAGUUUAAAAUUAAUUUUGUGCAUACAUUUAAUGUUUAAAGGAAAAGCAUUUAAAAUGACAAAUAGUGAGAGGGCAAGAACCAAACACUUGCCCAUAGCACAGAUCCAGGUUUAUUUUCCAGCAGUUGGGAAGCCAGUUAGGGUUCCUGUCCUUGUUACUGCACUAGUGACUCUCUCUGGCAGGUUGGGGUACCUGCAUGGAAAAGGGUGGGAUCUUGGGUGGAUAUUGUUACUUCCACCUGGGCCAGAUCCUUGCUUGUAAUUGAAAAUAAGCAGCUGGUGACUGUAUAUCAGUAGGAGCACAUAUCUGACUAUGCUCUCCCCAGAAAUGGUCGUUCUUGGAAGUGAAAAGGGCUAAAAAAAAAAAAAAAAAAGGGACAUUUUUAACAUUUCUUUUCUACAUUUAUACUUCUUUAUUUCAUAUAUUUGUCAGUGGUGACACUUAAUUCCUCCCACACUGUAUGAUCCAACUUCCAUAGAAAUGAGUGACAAACAAAACUGCACCUUGUACAUGCUGGUCUGCAUUUCUUCUUACAAUUAUCUCCUUCUGUGUCAACUGAUAUACCAGCAUUUUUUCAUCUACAAGUUUCCUGUUUGAAUGUGAUUUAUAGUGACAGGUUAGCUAACAAAGAAAGAAACUGUCACGUAAUUCAGUGGAGCAUUCAUGUUGAUCUCCUAAACUGUAAUUGUUUUGAUUGAACCUCUGAUAUCAGGUUGAAAUAGUGGGCAUGUGGCUACAUACACAAGCAAACAUACUCACUGCAUACAGUAUGUGUGUGCUCUUGGAUUGAUUUAUUGAGUUUAAAAUGACUUUCUGAUUAUGCGUGUGUAGCUACAUGUCUAAUUUUAAUGAGGUUCAAUAAAAAAACUGUGUAGCAGCAUUUUUCUGUGUGUGUUUGUGUGUGUGAACAGUUUAUGGCAAAA